Penicillium bovifimosum is the source of this 1884-nucleotide messenger RNA. Its product is annotated as RanGTP-binding protein. Gene Ontology annotation, cellular component: nucleus; cytoplasm. The record is from RefSeq and is a predicted model, not a curated record. Bases 1 to 1884 code for a protein of 627 amino acids. The transcript has 4 exons. NCBI's taxonomy places the organism in Eukaryota, Fungi, Ascomycota, Eurotiomycetes, Eurotiales, Aspergillaceae. Gene Ontology annotation, molecular function: GTPase regulator activity.
AUGGACGCUUUUCUCACUGGCGUCGGGGAUUGCAAUAACAGCCAACUAUGCAAUGCGCCAGUCAUCGCGACUGCUCAAAAUGAGCUGCUCUCUUUGCAACAACGCCUAGAAAGCAAGAUACAGGUCAUUUCCCCAUCUAUCGACAUGAUCGAGUUGAUUGCCGCUCGAGGCAAUACGUCAUUGGAAUCUGCUGUCGCCCUCACCAAGUCCCUCAGAUGGGAUAUUCAAGCAUUGGGGCAGCGGUUGUCAAGAGCUGCAUCCACUGAAGAACUAAGGCGCAAAGGGGCGAAGUCGUCCCAGGAUCAGACGAGCAGCGAGAGAGAAAUCAGGCUUAUUAUCAAGGACAUAAAGAAGUUGCUGGCUCGGAUUGAAGACGCAGUUCCGCUGAUGAAUCUGGCCAUCACCACGUCUGGGGCCAAACUGUCCACCAAUUUGCCCGCAACCGUGUCUCCGUCCCGGCUCCUCCAAGCGAGCACAUUCCUCACAGCAGGUGAUACGCAAUACUCGAUAUCGCCGUCCCAAGCAGUCCAAAUAGGGCCGACGUUUACUUUAUCAAUGUACAUGCUAUUUGCGAGCCACUUGCGACCUCAUGACGAAGCCUCUAUGCGCGAGGCAACGUGGAAGGAAGUAAUGCACAAGGCGCGCCUGAAGCUACGGCGUGUUCCAAUAAUCGCAUUGCAACCUCCAGACCAGCGCCCUCGAAAAGGACUUCCGGGGACAGCUGGGGCUGACGAAUACGCCUACCAAGUCCUUAUUGUCGAAGAUCUAGACGACGGCCGCGUCCACACAGUUGACGAUAAUGAUCAGCAGCCUCAACACUAUGAAGGUAUUGCCUCGGCAGGGAUCCGGGAAAUUCUGCCAAUCCAUCAAAUUUCCAAAAUCUUCUACGCCGACACUGGGAAAAUUCUCAAUAUCAGCACAGAGGGCGAGACGAACAAUCCAGUGCUGCUAUUGAAACGUGACCCGAAUGCUCUACCGCCACGGCGUAUGAUGGAACGUGACGAGAUGGAGGGCUUUCCUCAACCAGACCCCCAGGAACCAGAAGACGACGAGCAAGCUCAACUCGACGCACAACUGAAUGGGGAUAGUACAUCGCACAUCGAGAGCUUCCAUUCUUUACAUGAAGACUCAAUACCCGAACAAUGGCGUCUACCUCCCGGACUAGACCCAGAAUGGAUCGCAUUCGAAGUCUACAACGAAGACGAAACCUCCGACACCGAGUCCGAAACCGAAAACCCCGAUCCUUCCACCAGUGAACCCUCAAUCGCCCCCGAUAUGAUGUCCAAGCUAUCAAUCAACGAGAAAGCGCACUCAUCGCCCUCUCCGUCUCCCCAACAUAAACCAUUCUCAUCUACCGCCACAGCAACAGUCUCCAACCCCCACUUCGAAAACAUCCGCACCUCCCUCUCCCUCCUUGAAACCCUCCUCCGCCUAACAUCCCUCCAACAAUUCCAGCAACAAUCCCACCUUUCCAUCAGCGACGAGCUACUCAACUUCUUCCUGGAAGAAUCCUCCUCCACCGGCGCUGGUGGCGACGAACAACACCGCCAGCGUCUCCGUUCCGACGCCCGUCGCCGCGUCGGCUGGGAUCCCUACAAUGAGAGCCCUGUUAAACACCGCGGCGAGGACUACCAGUAUGGCUGGGAGCCCGGUAGUACUCCCCAGCACUACGGUGGCGAUCCUUACUCGCCGACUUGGAGGCCGCAGGGCUUCCACAUCCGUUCUAGGGAGAGUACACCUGAGACUCCGCUGCGCGAUGGCUCGCCGAGUGUUCGUCCAAGCGGUGUGAGCGGCAUGGGGCGUGUUUAUACUGAGUCGCCGCUUUCGAGGAAGAUGGGGAAGUCUCCUAAUGAGCGGAACUUAGGAUCUGGGUCGGCGGAGUGA